AUGGAAACUGCUGAGUUCUAUUACGUUUAUUACUUAGCUCAGGAUUAUUUGCAGUAUGUGCUCCAGGAAUCACACCUCGGACCAGCCCAGACCAGGGUUGCUCAUGUCUUGCGAACCAUUGCAUCUUCCCUGCAAGACCAAACCGAGGAGGCUCUCAGGCCACUCCUGGACAGGAUUGACAUCACCUCUGUAGCUGUUGCCAAGAGAAUUUUCAAUGGAGUCAUGGAUGAAAAGUUUGCUGAUGGAAAUACUAACUGGGGACGAAUUAUGACCAUAUUUACAUUUGGAGGUCUUCUCACCAAGAAGCUUCAAGAGCAUGGAGUUCAGCUGACUGCAGAGGAGAAGGAGGAGAUCUCUUAUUUCAUCACAGAGUACAUCAUAAACAACAAAGCUGAAUGGAUUGAUGCAAAUGGUGGCUGGGAAAAUGGCUUCCUAACAAAGUUUGAAAGAAGAUCACUACUGUCUUUCUCCAAAAUUACAGCCCUGCUCAUAGCUGUUGUUUCCUUGUUCAGAGAGUACUACUGAAGUAAAAGGAUCUGCCAUUCAUGUGUAAUCUAGGUAUUGCCACAAGCUUCACAUCUCAGCCUUCCUCCAAGCAAUAUCAACAAGAGAAUAAUUUCCUUUUAUAAUUUGUUUUUAAUUUAUUUGUAUUUAUUUUGACUAAAUACAAUGUUUAACAUGUUAAUCUAAUUACCAAAUCUGAAGAUGAGAUCCUUCCAAAGGGGAAUCUGCACAACAUCAUGCAGCAAUUCAAGUCCACCCUUACAGGCAGGAUUGCUUUGAGAUCAUUUUCCACAUCCAGACAGUUCUUGGAAUCUCUCUUGCAUCUCCAUGAAAGGACAUUGUCUUUGUGAAAUACAAUCCAAUGGGUUAAGAAACAAGUUUUUAUUUCAUUUGUUUUGUAAAUGAAAUACUACUGUAAUGCAUUUUAUUGCAACCUCUGUAUAAGAAAAAGGUGGGGGGGAUUUUUGUGAAGAAUAAAGAGGAACUCCAGUAUAGAAGUGGGUAGAAGUUACUGACACAGAAAAUUUCUGUUGGAAGAACUGUUUGUGGAAGCUAGCAACUUAAAAAUGUGCACUCACUGUUAUAGCAAUGGUAUGUGUUUCUGUGCUGUAUUUUUUUAAUCACAUCUACAACGAACGUUCUUUCAUAUUUGUGUGAUGUAGUCAUUUGGCAGAAUGUUUUUUAAACUAGAUGUUUAAAAAUAGGC
This is a messenger RNA of Poecile atricapillus (Black-capped chickadee), 1210 nucleotides long. RefSeq names its product BCL2 related protein A1 (gene BCL2A1). The transcript is spliced from 2 exons. Gene Ontology annotation, cellular component: mitochondrial outer membrane. Gene Ontology annotation, biological process: intrinsic apoptotic signaling pathway in response to DNA damage; extrinsic apoptotic signaling pathway in absence of ligand; release of cytochrome c from mitochondria. Gene Ontology annotation, molecular function: channel activity; protein homodimerization activity; protein heterodimerization activity. Bases 1 to 525 code for a protein of 174 amino acids. The record is from RefSeq and is a predicted model, not a curated record. Lineage: Eukaryota; Metazoa; Chordata; Aves; Passeriformes; Paridae.